Morone saxatilis (striped sea-bass) is the source of this 4070-nucleotide messenger RNA. Its product is annotated as A-kinase anchor protein 2. The record is from RefSeq and is a predicted model, not a curated record. Gene Ontology annotation, cellular component: membrane. Gene Ontology annotation, biological process: regulation of cell shape. Lineage: Eukaryota; Metazoa; Chordata; Actinopteri; Moronidae.
GAUGUCGUGUGAGGAGGCUCAGCUCCACAAAGAGAGGCUGCAGGCCUUGGCGGAGAAGCGAAAACGGCAAACUGAGAUUGAAGACAAAAGAAGCCAGCUCGAUGACCUGGUGCUACAACUACAGCAUCUCAAGUCCAAAGCCAUGCGUGAGCGAUGGCUCCUCCAGGGAAUGGGAGCGGAGGAAGGGGAGGCACGGCGGAAACAGCUGGAACAGGAUGAAGAACAAGGGAAGAGGCUGGAAGACCUGAUACAUAGGCUGGAGUCUGAAAUCGGGGCACUAGAAAGUGAGGAGUCCCAGAUAUCAGCCAAAGAGCAGGUUCUACGAGAACGCCUGAAAGAGACGGAGCGCUCCAUAGAAGACCUGCAGAAGAGUCUGAUGACCCAGGAUGGAGGAUACAGCCAAACACCGGGAGUUACCGUGACAACAGCAAAUGGGUAUCAGGCUCCCAUUCCGACCAGACAUGCUCACACUGCCAUGAAAUCGUGGCGGGCAGCCGAGGAUGUCAGUGACACAAUACCAAGAGAGCGAGCCCUGAAGAGUGUCAGUUUCCAGGAAUCGGUCAGCGUUAUCACUGACAGGCCUGCAACCAUGGAACUGGAGAGCCAGCAGAUCCAACAUGGCUGCCUUAGCAGCCCCAGCAGCCGAGCCCACAAUGCAGUUGGUGUGAAAGUAGAGACUCCUGACAGCGAGGUGGUGCAGGAGAUCCGCUAUCUGGACCAGGUUUUAGACGCCGCCUCAGAAACACCCACCAACGGAAACUCUUCUCCAUCAGAUCACACCAGAUCAAUCAGCAUCGACGGAAACGCUCCUUCUGUCUGUGUGUCAGCCUCCUCUCCUUUCAGUCACCAGUCAGUCGUUGUGGAGGGGCAGAGACAAACCACAUUCCUCCACCAGGAGGACUCUGCUGUGAGGACCAACGGGCAUGUGCAGGGUGACGAGUCGGGGCGCAGCGGGGCAAAGUUUGAGCUGAGAGCGUUCCAAGAGGAGAGACGGCCAGCAAAACUCUUCACCCCUGGAGAGGAGCAGCAGGUCAGAGUGACAAGGAGACGACCCACAGAGGAGGUUCAGGAGCUGGAGCGUGAGCGCCAGGAGCUGAUCAAAGACCAGGCAGUGAAGAAAAACCCUGGGAUCGCCCAGCGCUGGUGGAAUCCUCCUCAGGAGGUUCCUUUAGAAGAACAGCUGGACGCAGAGCAGCUUGAGUCUCUCAAGAAAUACCAGGAGAGGAAACAGCAGAAACAGAAUCACACUUAUGCCUACGCACAGCCCCAGGUGUCAGGUCCUUCCACCAUGGUGACCUUUGACCCAGAGCUAGAAAGGAAGGUGGACAUUGUGGAGGAGCAGAUUAACUUCUCGUCUGCCAGGAAGCAGUUUCUGCAAGGGGAAGCAACCAAGAGGGACGUAGCUCCUCACAUAUACUCCGCCAAACCAUUUUCCAAAUCCGUAAUCAGGGGCAGCCUGGGCAGCAGUGACAUUGUUGCGGAAACGGGAGAGGGUCACGUGACCUGGUCUGAUGAAGGAAUUGCAGGAGAAUUUACUUGUGCACGCGCUGUAAUGACAAUCCUGCGUGAGGAGGAAGAAGGGAAGGGCCACUUCCAUCCAGGUUUUCACCCAGAGGAGUCUGACUCAGGAUUGGAUGAGUUAUCUGUCCGUUCUCAGGACACUACUGCAUUUAGCUUGGAUAAUAUUUCUGACAGCGGGGCUUCGCUUCCGCCUACCCCGUUGCCACUCACCCCAGUUUCACCGCCUACCCCGCAGCCCACCACGCCAGUCAAUGGGCAGACCAGUGGCAGUCCAACAGAAGACGAUCUGGAGUACCAGGCAGGGGUACUUGUCCAAAAUGCCAUCCAAAAUGCCCUGGCAGCUCAGAAUGGAGAUGAGUGGCAGCCAUCUGACUUGAAUUCUUCACAACUGAGUACCCCAGUGUCUCCAUCCUCAGCGUCCACAAGUAGCCCAGUGCCAGUUUCGUCCUCUCCCGUGUCUUCCAGUGGAGCUCCCAGUUUCCAAUCACCUGCGUCCUCCAGUCCUGCUCCAUCCAACCUGUCCCCUCAGCCAGAGAGACGACCCGAGGUAAGAGUCUAUUCCGAAGAGAAGCCCUCAGAAUCACAACAGGCUCCGCAGCAGCAGCCCUCCAGUCCAACACAGCAACCGCAGCUCCAGACACCUUCUCCGCCUCCUUCUCAGCCCAUCUCGCCACCACAGAGACCCAAAGACGGAGGCCCCAGGAUCAAAAUCCAAUCGUCUUACGCCAGAGCCCUCGCCUCCUCAGCCCCUGCUCCGGCGCCAGCUCCAACUCCGGCACCUGCCGCAGCAGCUCCAGUUUCCAGGCCAACCCCCGUCUACCGUCCCCCUUCUCCUCCAAGCCCCGAGAAACCAGAGUUCAGCUACUUCAGUAAAUACUCUGAGGCCGCCGAGCUGCGUAGCACAGCAGCAGCAGCACGAGCCCCUGAGGUCGAGCCAGCCAGUGGGCCGUUCCGCCUGCGCUCCAAGAAGCAGAGAACUUUGUCGAUGAUCGAGGAGGAGAUACGAGCAGCCCAGCAGAGGGAGGAGGAGCUGAAGAAACAGAGGGAGACACAGCCUGUCGUUAUCGUCCGCCCCAGCAGCACUUCCAGCAGCAGCCAUGGAAACGUGAGGACGGGGAUGCGGCCAACCACCAUUUCCCCAGCAGAUAAGAUGAAGAGCAACAGCCUGCCAGCCAGACUCACACUGACAACGAGGACAGCACCAGGAAAGAUCGAGAAGGUUCGACCUGCACCGCCUGUCUCUCCUUCGCCCUCAGAAGGAGCCCUGUCUGACGCCGGCAGCGAGGACUCUGGAGGAUCACGGCCCAAAAACUUCAUGCAGACGCUUAUGGAAGACUAUGAAACACACAAAGUGAAGAGGAGGGAGAAACUGGAGGACAACAGUUAUGCCCGUUUGUUGCUGGCUAACGAGGUAACCAAUGAGGUUCUGGAGGCCACUCGUGUCACCAGGAGGAAAAGCGACAUGGCGCGGAAGUGGGAAGCCGGUAUCUACGCCAACGAGGAUGGAGAGGAGGAGGAGGAGGAGGAAGAAGAGGAGGAGGAGGAGGAGGAGUAAAAAAAGCUCCUUUCAGAGACAGUUAAGGGACAGAGUGGAAAGGAGGAGGAUGAAGAGACUGAAGGAAAAAUGCAAACAAGAGGAGGAGCAGGAUGAAGCGAAGGAUAAAGGAGAGGGAAAGGAAACAGUAUUUAUUAAUAGUAUUCUGAUGAUCACAUGACCCACUGGCUUGACCAAUGGGGCUCAUGAAAGAGGUUUUUGGACCUGAGGGUUGAAGGGGCAGCAGUAUGUAGAGUGACUGAGUAUGUGAGAGACAUCUGAAGUGUUGAGGUGAGUUUGGAGAAGAAAAGGUCAGAGAUGCAAGAGACACUUUGAGAGGGUCUGUGGUGGUUUAAGAGCACUGUUCAGAAGUGUUUGGGAUAAAAGGUUUUUACUACUUGGUAGACGCUGAAUGAUUUUAAAUAUUCAUAAGAUUUUUUUUUCAUUUACCUGUAAUUUUUUUUAUUGAAAUACGGUCGGAGAUCUAAAGAUUUUAUUUUGACAGGUUGCCUGAUAAUAGUGUUGGCAAUGGGUGCUUGAUAAUAACCCCAAUCAUCUUGAAAAUGUGUGGAUGGAAUUUUAAUUACCAACAGGAGAAAAAGAUGACAAGCAGGUGUGUGCAGAGUGACUAUCAAGGAGCUUGUGACUGAAAGCUGUUCAAGAAAGAAGAAAAAGCCUAAUCACACACUCAGACAUUUCUGUAAUGGCAUAAUUAUUUUUACCUGGAUGUGAUGAUGCUGCAGGAAGGAUGCGAUGUUUGAAACAAAUGGGACCCAAAGCAUCACUCUCAGAACCUGUAAUAAUGUCACCCUCUGCAUCCUGCAGUGCCACCGUGCAGAUACAACACACACAUGUUGGUGGGAGCUUUUCGCAAUCCUUUCAAGCAUCUGUAUUAAAGGUCCAGUGUGUAACAUUUAGGAAUAUCUGUUGGCAGAAGAGAAAUGUAAUAUUCAUAGGUUCCAUGUUGAACUGUUUCUACAAUAGCCCAGAAUGGCUUCUCUUUUUUCUUUUUUCU